AUGACGUCUUCCUGCAAAGCAGUAGAUGCGUGGAUGCAGCACCCGACGAAGCGCUUCAUGACUGAUGACAUCUUCACUUCGCUGCUGCGAUGGAAUCGCCUCGACCCUGUUCAGUUCCAGCAAGAGGAACAUCCGAUUUACUCCACGCAGAUGUCCUUGAGCAGCAUGGAUUCAGGACUUGUGGAGGCAGGCCUUAUUAGCGCGUGGUACAGUCCACAGGGGCCAAUGAUCUCCAACGAGGAUGUGCGGAAGGCCUGCGCAGCCCACCCUGGUCGCUUCUUCGGUGUUGCUUCUGGAGACAUUCGCGAUCCCGUGCGUUGCGUGCAAGAGAUUCGAAAUUUUGUCCAAAAUCAUGGCUUCGUGGCAGUGCGAAUUCUGCCGUGGCUGUGGCAAAAGUAUGCCAACGACCCUUUGUUCUAUCCGAUAUACACGGCGUGUGUCGAGCUGGGCGUGCCGUUGUGCUUGCAGGUGCCGAGCGUUAUCCAAGCGGCUCAGUGCGGGCACUACCCCAUCGACGGACGCCUGCAGGAAGUCUUCGAAGCCAUUCGCGGUGGCAAAUUCUCAGAGGGUGAGCCGGAUGCGCAGGCAGAGUUCAAUUCGAUUCUGGAUCGGCUGUGCAAUCUUCAAGCAGCAGGAACAUGGGACGGAGACAGGUAUCUCGUGAUCCACGAUUUCCCAUCCUUCGUAGAUGCUCAGGCAAAAGUGGAUGCUACCUACAAGGACAAAGCCACAUGGUGUCGCCUCAGCAUUCAGGCCGCCUCGUCCAUGUCGAGGUUUUCCACUGAUCGCACCAUCGCAGAAUAUGCUGAUGUGAUUUGGGGUGUGAAGCCGGCACGACGCGAGCUAGAACCCGUAGUCGUGGGAUCCGUGCCGGUGCCGAAGCCGAAGGCAGAGUGCAUCCUCAAGGUCGAUGCGAUCCCAAAGGCCGCCCGUCCUGUCAAGGACACUUUGAGACCGGGCACGUUAUCAGCUGAUGCCAAGGCAGAACCCAAGCAAGGGAAGGUGAACGUGCAGGAAUCAGAUGCCGCGGCCGAUGGCAGCGCCAGCUGA
Messenger RNA from Symbiodinium sp. CCMP2456, 1050 nucleotides. NCBI's taxonomy places the organism in Eukaryota, Dinophyceae, Suessiales, Symbiodiniaceae. The record is from the annotation of a GenBank genome assembly.